Paramecium tetraurelia is the source of this 1413-nucleotide messenger RNA. RefSeq lists its product as uncharacterized. Gene Ontology annotation, molecular function: protein serine/threonine kinase activity; ATP binding. Gene Ontology annotation, cellular component: cytoplasm. The transcript is spliced from 6 exons. The record is from RefSeq and is a predicted model, not a curated record. NCBI's taxonomy places the organism in Eukaryota, Ciliophora, Oligohymenophorea, Peniculida, Parameciidae. Gene Ontology annotation, biological process: signal transduction; protein phosphorylation.
AUGUAUUAAAGUGCAUCAAAAAGUGCCAAAAAAUAAACUAAUGCCAUUGGAAAACCUAGCGAAUCAAACAUAGCUCGUAGGGUUUAAACAGAGACUAUUGAUUAUGAUGAAGCUGAACAAGAUCUCCAGACCUUCUAAGACAUCUCCAAUUUCAAGCUUCGCAAUAAACUUAUAACUUUUAAUAAACCUGCAAAGAAACCUAUAGUGAAAGAUUUUAAUACUCAAUUUCAAUUGUGUUUAAAGAAUGAGAACUCAACCAAACCAACAUCUGGAACUGUUAAAAAAUGUUAGAAACCCUAAGGUAUAGAGAAGAUCAAUACAAAAUCCUUGUUAAUCCCAGCGAAGACAACUAGACAAGAUUAUUCUACAUACACUUACUAAAAUCUUAAAACCAUUGGUAGUGGAUCAUUUGGUACAGUCUAUAAAUCAAAAGUGAAUGAAACAGGGGAAAUAGUUGCUAUUAAAAAAGUAUUGCAGGAUAAACGAUACAAAAACCGAGAGUUAUAAAUACUGCAAGAGUUGAAUCAUCAUAAUGUGGUGAAAUUAAAGCACGCUUAUUUUACACCUUCUGAUAACAAAGAUGAGAUGUACUUGAAUGUUGUAAUGGAUUAUUAUCCAGAAUCCUUAUACACUUACAAUAAAUCUUUUAGAUAAGCAUAGGCCAGAAUGCCUGAAAUAUUGGUGAAAAUAUAUUCGUAUUAACUGCUAAGAUCAAUAUAUUAUAUAUCAUUGUUGUCCAUAUGCCAUAGAGAUAUAAAGCCUCAUAAUAUAUUAGUUAAUCCAAACCAUCAUAAACUUCAGCUCUGCGAUUUUGGAAGUGCAAAAAAACUAGUAAAAACAGAAGCAAACAUAUCCUAUAUUUGUUCAAGGUGUUACAGGGCUCCUGAGUUAAUAUUUGGAGCAGUUAAUUACGACAAUCAGAUAGAUGUUUGGUCAGUUGGAUGCGUGAUAGCUGAGUUAUUUAAUGGAGAGCCUUUGUUUUUGGGUGACAGUGCUGUGGAUUAAUUGAUUGAGAUCAUCAAAGUACUUGGAACUCCAAAUAAGGUUCAGGUAUUAAGUAUGAAUUCUGAUUAUGAUAUGCAAUAAUACAAAUUCCCACAAAUAAAAGCAAGAGAUUGGAAGAAAGUGAUUAAAACAAAUGAUUCAUUGGCUACUGACUUAGUUUCUAAAUUGCUUGUUUAUUGCCCCAAAACUAGAUUCACUCCAAUUCAAGCAUUGUGUCAUCCUUAUUUCGAUUAGUUGAGAGAUCUCCAUCAGAUGAAAUAACUAUAAGAAAUCUACAACUUCAACAUUUAAGAAUUAUUCGAUUUUAGCAAUUUGGAAACUAAUAGAAUGACAAAUGAUGAAAUGAAAAAGAUUAUUCCAGAUUGGAUAAGCUGUAGUUCCACUAAAAUUGUUAAGACCAUAGGCUGA